AUGUACAUGGAUUUCGUGGGAUGCGCAUGGGGAAUCAGGUACAUCGGAUACAUGAUGGCCUGCUUCCACGCAGCCAAUUCCAGCUGCUCCUUCCUCUCCGGCUGGCUGGUGAAAUACGUGGACCGGCUGUACAUCUUCAUCUUCGCAGGCCUCCUUCAUGCAUCCACGCUGCUCGCCAUGUUCUUCUGGCAUCCGACACCCGACCAUGCUUGGGCGUUCUUCGUCGUCGCCGGUGCUUGGGGCAUCUGCGAUGCCGUCUGGCAGGCUCAGGUCAACGGUCUUUUAGGUGUCCUGUCCGAAGGAAAAGAAGAAGCAGCCUUCAGUGCCUACAAAGUGACGGAGAGCGUCGGCUUCGUCCUCGCCUACUUCAUCAGCAGCCGACUCUGCACGGUUUACAAACUCGGGAUCCUCAUGGCCCUUCUUCUGUCCGGGGUGACGGCAUACUUCGUCUUGGAAUUUCUCCUGAGGAAGAAACGCGUCUCGACUCGCGAUCGCCGCUCAGAGAAAAGCUAG
Molecule: messenger RNA, 513 nt
Organism: Darwinula stevensoni
Lineage: Eukaryota; Metazoa; Arthropoda; Ostracoda; Podocopida; Darwinulidae
Source: the annotation of a GenBank genome assembly